AUGUCGAAUCAAUAGAAGUGCAACAAUUGUGGAGCAAAAGAUCAUAUUGCUAAAUUUUGUUAUGAAAGAACUAAAAAAGUACCUGUUAGUAUUAAAUUAACUACUUAGACUCAAAAAUUGAAUUCUAGAGAAAAAAAAGAAAUGAAAAUAUAAAAAAAAGAAGAAGAAAUUAUUAUAUAAGUCUAAAAAAAAAUACCUUAAUCUAAAUAUGAGGAGGAUAAAUAUAUUGGUUAACAUACUUAAAUUUGGGGUAGCUAUUGGAAUGAAGUUUUGGGUUGGGGAUUUGCAUGUUGUUAUUCAAAUUAAAAAUCUCACAGGAAUGCUUGGGAGAAAAGGGAAAACGACAAUCCCUCACUAAAGAGUAUUCCAUCAAAAGAUAAAUCGAAGAAACACCUCUAGCAUAAUAAGAGCUUAAAUCAGGACCAUUAAAUCUUAAUGAAUUGUACAGAAAAUCUAAUCUUCGAGAAGGUGCUCCAGUUGAUAUUAUUUACAAUUAAAGUAAUGCUACCAAUUGAUUUUUGGGUGUUUGUGUUUGUGUUGAAGUUAAAUAUUUAAUUUAAUAAUUAUAUAAAGUAUUAUUUUUAUAAUUUCUUUUGUUCUUUAGAGGCGUCAAAAUUUUCAAGUCUAACUGUUAGAAUAUUAAUACAUAACUUUCAAGAUAUAUAUUAGUAGUUUAAUUAGUUUGAUUACAUUAUAAUAAUUCUCCUUUUUUAGAAGUAAAUUUCAUUAUUUAAAAUUUGA
This is a messenger RNA of Paramecium pentaurelia, 741 nucleotides long. The record is from the annotation of a GenBank genome assembly. NCBI's taxonomy places the organism in Eukaryota, Ciliophora, Oligohymenophorea, Peniculida, Parameciidae.